This is a messenger RNA of Quercus robur (English oak), 1137 nucleotides long. RefSeq lists its product as uncharacterized. The transcript has 6 exons. Gene Ontology annotation, cellular component: RES complex; U2-type spliceosomal complex. The record is from RefSeq and is a predicted model, not a curated record. Gene Ontology annotation, molecular function: RNA binding. Gene Ontology annotation, biological process: mRNA splicing, via spliceosome. The coding region runs from base 1 to 1137 and encodes 378 amino acids. Lineage: Eukaryota; Viridiplantae; Streptophyta; Magnoliopsida; Fagales; Fagaceae.
AUGGCGGCAGCUGCAUAUUCAGGAUCCAACUCUCUUAAAGAAUAUCUGAAAAGAUAUGGAAUAAAUGAUGAAGAAGAUAAAAAGAAAAAGAAGAAGAAGGUCCACAGUAAACCAGAUGCAACGGGUCUUUUAGUUGUGGACGAAGAUCCAGUUUGGCAGAAAACAGUCAAUCUCGAAGAGGAAAACAGCAGCGAUUCAGCUGAUGAAGAGAAGCCACAAGUUGAUGAAGACAUUGAGGUUAAGCGGAUGAGGUGGCUUGAACAAUUGAGGGCCAGACGUGCAUAUAAUGCCAUAUCAGAGGAUGGAAGUGGAUGGCUUUCACUCUCUCCUAAAUGCUUGAAUUCUAAUGACCCAAAUUUUGAUAUGUCUCCACCUCGUAAACAGAGGAUUCGAAAUGACACACCUUCACCAGAACCUGAACAGAAGCCUUCAUAUUCUGCCAGAGAUAACAUCGAUUUGUCACCUUCACAACCGAACCUGAACGAUGAUAUGUCUCCACCUCGUCAAUGGAGGAGGGUGCCACGUUCCACCAGCCUGAAUUCUGAUAUGUCUCCACCUCGUCGACGUCAUGUAUUGGCAGACAAUGAUAGGAGGAACCCUGACAUUUCUCCUCCUCGACGGGGUCGUCAUGGUUUUCCAUAUCAAGAUGACUUCCAUGCUCCCUUGGGAUCAGACCUUUCACCCCCAAGGAAAAGCAGGAAGGGUCUUGGAAGACCUGGGUCACCUGACCUUUCCCCUCCACGUAGACACUCAACUGAAACCAAUGCUUUACAUGCAUCUUUGCUUCCUGACCUUUCUCCACCAAGGAAAAGUCGAAAGGAAGCUGCUGAGAUUAAGUUGGAAUGGGGCAAAGGCUUGGCUCAAAAGCGGGAAGCUGAAGCUAGGCUGCAGGAAUUGGAAUCUGAGAAGGACAAACCAUUUGCGCGGACCAGAGAUGAUCCUGAACUUGACAAAAUGCUGAGGGAGAGAAUAAGAGAUGGUGAUCCGAUGGCACAUUUGGUGAAGAAAAAGCGUCCUGAACUAGUUCUCCCAAACCUAGGGGAUAAUGAGAAAAUGAAGGAAUCAGGGUUUGUUGUUCCUCAGGACAUUCCUGAUCACAGCUGGUUAAAACGAAGAUUAGAUACUGCUCCAAAUUGA